This is a messenger RNA of Saxophila tyrrhenica, 1551 nucleotides long. RefSeq names its product RNA polymerase C-22 sterol desaturase (gene ERG5). Gene Ontology annotation, biological process: sterol metabolic process. The transcript is spliced from 3 exons. Bases 1 to 1551 code for a protein of 516 amino acids. NCBI's taxonomy places the organism in Eukaryota, Fungi, Ascomycota, Dothideomycetes, Mycosphaerellales, Extremaceae. Gene Ontology annotation, molecular function: iron ion binding; monooxygenase activity; heme binding. The record is from RefSeq and is a predicted model, not a curated record.
AUGUCUUCCGUACAAACAGGCUUCAUGAGCAGAGUGUUAGAGAAUACGGGCAUCUACAGCAUCCUCUUCACUCUGCUCGCAGUAGCAGUGACAUAUGAUCAGAUCGCCUACUGGCGCUACAAAGGCAACCUGGCCGGCGACGCGUGGAAAAUCCCCUUCAUCGGCCCCUUCCUCGACAGCGUCAACCCGAAGUUCAGCGGCUACUACGCCAAAUGGGUCUCUGGCGACCUCUCCUGCGUCAGCGUCUUCCACAAGUUCGUCAUCAUCUCCUCCACCCGCGACAUGUCCCGCAAAGUCCUCAACAGCCCGGCAUAUGUGAAGCCGUGUGUGGUGGAUGUGGCGCACAAGCUGCUGAGACCGGAGAACUGGGUCUUCAUGGACGGGAAAGAGCACGUCGAGUACAGGAAGGGGCUCAAUGGCUUGUUCACGAGGCAAGCGCUGGAAUCGUAUCUUCCCGGCCAGAGGCAGGUGUACGAUGAGUACUUUGAGGAGUUCCUCAAGCAGACCAAGGCGAAGAACGGAGCACCACAGCCGUUUGUGUACCAGCUGCGAGAGCUGAUGUGCGCGGCCUCUUGCCGGACGUUCGUGGGGCAUUACAUGUCGAGGGAGGGUGUGAAGAAGAUUGCCGACGACUACUACAACAUCACCGCGGCAAUGGAGCUGGUCAACUUCCCCAUCAUCAUCCCGUACACCAAGACGUGGUAUGGCAAGAAGGCGGCGGAUCAAGUGAUCGAGGCGUUCUCUGCUUGUGCUGCAAAGGCGAAAGUGCGGAUGAGGCAGAAGGGUGCUGAGCCCGAGUGUAUCAUGGAUCGCUGGGUGAUGCAGAUGUUCGAAUCGGAGCGCUACCGGGAGCGUAUUGCGAAGGGCGAGCAGGUGCCGCAGUCGGAGAAGCCGACGCAGCUGCUGAGGAUGUUCUCCGAUUACGAGAUCAGCAUGACCGUCAUGACGUUCCUCUUCGCCAGCCAGGAUGCGACUAGCUCAGCAUGCAGCUGGAUGUUACAGCUCACUGCAGAUCGACCUGAGGUUCUGGCCAAAGUACGAGAAGAGGGAGCACGCAUCCGGCCUGACCCCAAAGCGGGCGUCAAGCUGGAAGACCUGGAGAACAUGGAAUACACCCGCGCAGUAGUAAAAGAAACCCUCCGCUACCGGCCCCCCGUGCUCAUGAUCCCCUACCUCGUGAAGAAACCCUUCCACAUCCCCGAAGCCAACUACACGGCGCCGAAAGGCAGCAUGAUCGUCCCCUCAACCUGGCUCUCCCUACACGACCCAGAAGCGUACCCGGACCCGGACACUUUUGACCCCGAACGAUGGAUCUCCGGCACCGCCGAAGAGCAGGGCAAGAAUUGGCUCGUGUUUGGAACCGGACCGCAUUAUUGUCUCGGACAGCAGUAUGCCGUGUUGAAUUUGAUGCUGAUGCUGCAUAUGUUGAGUGCGGAGUUUGAGUGGCGGCAUGAGGUUACGGCUUUGAGCGAGGAGAUUCGGAUUUUCGCGACGAUCUUCCCGAAGGAUGAUUUGUUGCUUAGCUUUUCGAGGAGGGGGGAGAAGGCAUAG